This is a messenger RNA of Paracoccidioides lutzii Pb01, 234 nucleotides long. RefSeq lists its product as hypothetical. The record is from RefSeq and is a predicted model, not a curated record. Bases 1 to 234 code for a protein of 77 amino acids. The transcript has a single exon.
AUGGCUGUGCCAUCAAUCACCGCAGCAACAUCAUGGUUACAUGCCAUCAGCCAUAUCGUGUUCUGGCAAUUGUUGAUUGGGCUGGCUGCCUUGAGUAUUGCGAGGCCCGCAACGCGCAGUACACUACGAGUAUGUUAUGAGGAACCGUCGACGAAGUAUCUGCCAAUGAUGCUGCAUCAAUAUGCAAACACCUGGGAUCCGUGGGAUUAUUACACCCCUGCUAUGGGAUGUUAG